Molecule: messenger RNA, 17157 nt
Organism: Plasmodium falciparum 3D7
Lineage: Eukaryota; Apicomplexa; Aconoidasida; Haemosporida; Plasmodiidae
Product: putative dynein heavy chain
Biological process (GO): microtubule-based movement
Cellular component (GO): dynein complex
Molecular function (GO): dynein intermediate chain binding; dynein light intermediate chain binding
Source: RefSeq, a predicted model, not a curated record
AUGAAUAAUGAAAUCGAAAUAUACAUAAAAAAUAAAAUCAUAGGCAUGUUAAAUAUUCAUGACCAUGUCUUAGAAGAGUGUUUAAAAGAUACAAAGAACAAGAACAAUUUUAUAUAUUUCCUUUCAUCUUCUCCCAUAAAUACCACCCUUUUCUUUGUCUUACAUAAAUAUACACACGAAGAAUGUGAGAUAGACAAAGAAUUAAAUAUCAACCCUAAUGACGACACAAAAAACAUUCUCACAAAAGAUGAACAAACUCAAAAUAAAAAAGAUAAACACAAUCAAGAUGAUGUGGAAGAUGUAGAUUCGGAUAAUAAAAAAGAAGAAGAACAAAAUAUAAAAAAUGACUUAUUAGAAGAUAAUGAUGUAACAUACACAAACCAUAUAAAUAAAAGUAAUAAUGUAGCAAAGGAGAAUAUUAAACAAGAAGAUGAGAGCAAUACAUUGGAUAUUCACACAAAUAAUAAUGAUAAAGAAGAAUUAAAAAAUAAGAAAAAAGAAAUGAAAUAUAUAUUAAAAAUGAGCAUUAAUAAUGCAUGUAUAGAUGAAUAUAUAGAAGAAGAAAAUGAAAUAUAUGAUAACAAUAAUAAUCAUGUUGGAAAAAAAAAAAAAAAAAAAAAUAUAUAUAAACAAGUCAUAUAUUUUUUAAAAAUUAAUGAUAAAAAAAUUAACAAUAUAAAUAUAGAAGAAUAUUUUAAUAAGACAUACACUUUUGGAAAUCUUCAUCCUAAUUAUAUCAAUAAUUUUAAAACAUUUUUCAAAAUAUUUUUUAUUCCAUUUUUUCAAUGUUUAUUAAAAAAAAACAAUUCGCUUGAAUAUUUCACAAAUGAUAUUGAGCAAAAUGAAAAAAUUGAAAAUAUUUUAAUGAAGCUAAAAAAUAUAAAAAAAAAGGAAGACCUCAAUAAUAAUUAUUAUGAAGAAUAUCAAAAUAAAUAUUUAAAUUUUAUUGAGAAAAGUAAAUAUUCAGGGAGACAAUAUGAUGAACUAAUAAAUGAAGCUCCUGAAAAUGGCUUGUUCCUAUCUCACCAAGGAAAUAGCAUUCAAAAAGUAGAUAUAAAUCAAAACGAAAAAGAAAAAAUAUAUAAAUAUGAACACGAAAUUACAAAUAUAUAUAAAGAUAAAGAUAAAAAUAUAAAUGUAUAUACAAAUACAAACACAAACAUAGAUAUAGAUAUAUAUAAUAAAGAACCUCCUUAUCAUCAAUACCAAGAUAUACAUCCAUAUAAUUAUAAUAAAAAGUACUUGUUGAACUCCUUUUUCUACCUAUUAAAUUAUUACAAACAAAUAAUAAAAUUGGAACAAUUUACUCACAAUGAAAUUGUAGGAGAUAUAAUAAAACUUAAAGAUGAUCAAGAUAACAUUGACAAAUAUUUAAAAAAUAUUUGUCAAAUAAUUAAAGAAUUUCUAUUAAAAGAAAAAAAAAAUGAUAAGAAAAGGAAAAAUGAUAAAACAAGAGUUGAAUACUGGAAAGAAAGAUAUCAUCGUAUUUAUAAUGUACAUGAACAAAUUAAUAGUAAAAAAUUCGAACAAAUCUUAGAUAACCUUAAAGGAAAAAAUUAUAAUAAAGAAUUAUGUAAUGAAAUUAAAUUAAUACUUUUAGAUAUAGAUAAUAUACAUAUGGAAUCUUUUGAAAUGAUCAAGUUUAGUAAAUUAUUAGAAACCUCAUUCGAAAAAUUAAAACAUAUACAUAUAGAUCAUAUGAAAAAUGGAAUUAAAUUAGUUAUAAAAAAAAUUAAAAAUAUAUGGUUAAGUUCUAAAUAUUUUCGUAAAGAAGAUAUUAUUAUUGCCUUCUUUCUAAGAUUAUCAAAUAUUAUAUUUGAUUUAAUAUUAUAUAUUUCGAUUAAAGUGAAAAAAUUAAAUAAACCAAAAAAAAUUAAAAAAAUUAUUUCCAAAUGUAUAGAUAUCUUAAAAUUCUAUGAAAAAGAAUUUAUAUAUGUUAAAUUAGAUAUAGAAAUUAUUGAUAUAAGAAAAAAUUGGUAUUUUGAUAAAUACAUUAUCUUUAAAGAUAUUAGACAUCUACAACAUAUUCUAGCUACAUUAUAUACUGUCUAUUCAGAAAUCAUAUAUUUCACUGAUCUAUGUUUAUUAAAAUUAAAAAAACUAGUAAAUAAUAAAAAAAUUAUGAAUAAUAUUAUCAUAGAAAUAAAUAAAUUAUAUCAACCGUUCAGUGAUCUAUUAAAAAAUAUUUACCUUUAUGACGAUGAACGUAUUAUGAUAUUAAUGAAAAAAUUAAAUGAACAAUGCUUAAAAAUAGAAAAAAAAUGUAUCAAAAUUAUAUAUAUUCAAUUUUCUAAUUUGAGAAAUACAACUUGCACCUAUUUAUUGGUUGAAAAGUUUCAAAAUCUAAAAAAGAGUUAUAAAAUAGAUAGACUAUUAAUCAAAAAAUUAUAUGAUAUUUUGUUUUUAUAUAAGAAGGAAUUAUAUCAUUAUAUGAAUCUAUUCAACAAUAUUGAAAAUGUCAAAAAUAUGUAUAAUAUCAAAAAUAUGUAUAACAUGAAAAGUAUGGACAAUACAAAAGGCAUACAUAAAAAUAAAAGCGGAGAUUAUAAUAUAAAAGGUGUAAAUAAUACAAAGGAUAUAAACCAUGCUUCUAAUAUUCAAACUAAUUAUAAUAAUGUUCAUUAUAAUGAAAUGGGAUGUGAUAAUAUAUAUAAAAAAAUACUCUUUUGCCUUAAUAUAUACAAAAAAAUAAAAAAACCAAUUUUAAUAUUUAAAACGAAUACAUAUAUUACAUCAUCAAAUGAAUAUAAAAUAAUAAUAAAAUUAUAUGUUAACUUUUGUAAAAAAAUGUUUUCAUAUAUUGUAGAAAAUUAUUUUAUGUGGAAAAAUAAUUCCCUUUCUCAAAUGAAUAAAAUAUUAUCAUCAAAUAUAAUAAGCAUAAAUAAACAAUUGAGCUUUUAUUAUAUAAUUAAUUUUAAUCCGAAUUUUUUUAAAACCUUAUAUGAAUAUAUAUAUAUAGAAUCAAUAUAUGAUUUCAACACACCUAUAGAAAUAUUAAAUAUAUAUUAUUUUAAAAAAAAACUAUAUAGAUAUUUAUAUGAAUUAAAUGAAAUUAUCUUAUUUUAUAAAAAUUUUACAAAAAACACUUCUAUAAUUCAACAAAAAGUUCUGAUAAAAUUCUUUCAAUGUUUUGAGCAAAAAUUAAUUUAUAUUUCAAAUAAUAUUAAUUGGUUAAAUUUAAAUAUUGAUCAUUAUAUAAAUGAUUUAAAUAAUUGUAAGAGUGUUAUAGAAAAUGUACAUUUGUCAUUAUCUUAUUCAUUAAAUAGUAUAGACAAAAUAAUAUUUAAUAUGCAGAAUAUUAAUGUAGUAAAAUAUAUUGAUUGGAAUUGUAUGAAACCAUUACAUAUACAACCAUUUUUUAAUUAUUUUGAACAAUAUCGAAUAAAUCAAGUUACCAAAAUUAUUCAAAAAUAUCGUGAAAUAUCACAUAUACUUAUAAAAAUUGAACAAAUUGUAGAAAAAACAAAAAAUGGUAGAAGUGAUAUAAUGGACGAAUUAUAUUAUUUAUAUCAAUGUAAAAUAUAUAAAUCAUUAAGUCUAAUUAUUAUAAAAGGAUUAUGUACAUAUGAAACAUUGAUUGAAAAUAAUUUCCAAAAAAUUAAAUUUUUACAUAAUUAUUAUAAACCAUCAUUAUAUAUAAAAGAAGAUAUAUAUUCUGAUGUAUUCUUAAAUAAUUCUAUACAAAAUAUAUUUAAAUUAAUAUCCAAACUUUUAACGAAUUUAUUAUUAUCAUCAUCAGAAUUUAUUAGAUGGCUAGAUUAUUCAUGUAUUGAAGUUCCUAUAUCACUUAAAGAAGAUUUCGAUGUUUUUAAAAUGAAAUUCUCAUUUUAUCAAAGUGUUAGUAAAAAUAAAAUUAUAAUCGAUAGAAUAAUACAUAUUCAUCAACUCAUACAAAAUGUCUUCCAAAAAGCAAAUAAAUAUAUUUAUAGCUUCCUAAAAUAUGAUAAUAUUAUUAAUACAAUUAUUAAAACACAAACCAAUUUUAAUAAAAACCAAAAACAUAAUACAUAUCCUUUAAUAUAUUAUGAUAAUGUACUCAAAACUAUUACAAAUAUACAAAAUAAAAUACACAAAGAAAAAGACAAAAAAAAUAUUCAAUUUAUAUCACUUAAUAUUUCAUUUGUUCUUAAUUCUAUCAAAACCAAAUUAAAUCAUUCAAAGAAAUUCUUUUUUAACAAUCUCCAUUUUAUAUUUACAACACUUAAAUGUUCUACCCUGAGCGAAAUAACAAAAUAUAGCGCCAUCCUCAAAACUUCUUCAAAUUCAAUGGACAAAUAUGAAAACAUCAUAAAAACAAUUAACACAAUAAAAUCAGAAAACAUCAACAUAGAAAUAAAUAUUCAAAAAACAGAAGAAAUAUAUAACAUUUUAACAAUAUAUCAAGAUAAUCAUAUAAAAGAUGAACAAAAAGAUAAACUAUUUUCUUUAUAUCCAUUAUAUUUAAAUAUGCUCAAUUUGGCCUUCUUUAAUGACAACCUCAUGUUUGCCAUAAAACAAGAAUUCUACAAAAACACAAAGGAAAAGAUUAUCCUAUUUGAAGAAAAAGUAAAAAAUAUUUUAGAAAUGUUCCAUUCAUCUGGACCAUCAUCACAAAAUAUAGAUUUAAAUGAAGGAAUGGAAAUCCUUAAAAAAUACAUCAACAAUUUUAAAGAACUAGAAAUUGAAAAGGAGGAAAUUAUAAAAGCUCAAAUUUUAUGUAAUAUGAAAAUAUUACUUUUCGAAAAUUUUUAUUUACUAAAAAAUACUAUCAAAAUAUAUAAUUCCAUUUAUUCAAUAUAUAAUUCUUAUAAUACACGAAUCAACGAUUUUCUUGACGUUAUAUAUUACAAGCUUAAUAUAAAAGAAAUAAAUAAAUCUCUUACGGAAGUAAAAAAUGAGUUGACAGAAUUACAGAAAAAUCAAGAAGAAGCCAAAAAUAUAUUGGCAUUUAAAAAAAUUAAAGAAGAAUUAUACAAAAUGAACAUCAUAUUGACAAUUGUCUUUUUGUUACAAAACACAAAUAUGAAAUUAUCAAAUUGGAAAGAAAUAAUAAAUCUUCAUUUAAAUAGAAAACAAAUAAAAAAUAAAACCAUAUUAGAAAAUACAAUAAUAAUUAAUGAUAAAACUAUAAAUAUAAAAUCUAUAACAUUAUAUGAUAUGCAACAACUUCAAAUAUAUCUAUACUUUAACGACAUCAAAUAUAUCAUAUACAAAAUUAAGGAAGUAGAAAAACUAGAAAAAAAUCUUAACGAUAUUGAAAAUAAUUGGAAACAAGAAUCUUUAAAAAUAAAAAAAUAUAAUGAUUACAUACUCCUUGAAGAUAAUAAUCAUAUAUUCAUAAAUAUUAAAAAUACAUUUAAUAAUUUACAUUUUAUGAGAAAUAUACGCUUUGCUCAAGAUCUAAUACCCAAAAUAAAUUAUAUACAAAAUAAGCUCCUUUUUAUAUAUGAACUCUUAUCUUUAUGGAUCAAUACACAAGAUAUAUGGCUUCGUCUGGAAAAUUUCUUCCAGAACGAAAAUUUUAACCACUUCAGCAACGAAUUAAAAAAUUUCAACAAAAUAAACAAAACAUACAUAGAAAUAAUGAAAAGUGUAAAAAAAAAUUUGAAUUUAUUUCAAAACUGUAACACUCAUUUCUUCUAUCUUUUGAAAAAUUAUAAUGAAAGCUUAUUAUUUUUAUACAAUGAAACUAUAAAUAUUCUACAAGACAAAAAAUUUACAUUCCCAGACUUCUUUUUUUUGACUGAUCAAGAAUUGUUUGAUCUUUUAUCUAAUAGCGACACAGAAACAUUAAAAAAAUAUUGCCAUAUAAUUUAUCAAGACCUUUUAACUUUUAACGAUAUAGAUAAAACGAUUAUUGAAGUUGUUACAACAAAAAAUAAUAACUUCAAUUUAAAAAAUGGCAUUAAAAUAAAUGGAAUUGAUACAUACUUUAUGUUAAAAGAAAUGAUAAAAAGUUCUUUGAAAGAAAAUAUAAUGACAAGUCUGAAAAAUUAUUACAACAACAACAUCAUUUUAAACAUAAUUAUUAACGACAUAUCCAUAGUCUCAUGUGUAGUAAUAAAAGUUAUAUUAACAGAGGAAGUUAAAGAAAUUAUGCAAAGAAAAAAUCUUGAAUAUACCCAAAGUGUGCUAAAUAAAUAUAAGGACAUGUUGGACAAUUUAAUUAAUGAACUAAAAAAUAUGAAAGGGAAAGAUAUACAAAAGACAGAAUAUUGUAUCAUAAUAUUUUUAGAAUUUAUAGAAUUUCUAAAAAAAAUAAUCCAAGAAAAUAUUCUCGAUGAAAAUCAUUUUUUCAUUUACUAUCAAUUCAAAUAUGUUCUAAAUAAAAAUAAGGAAGAAAUAUUAGUAACAUACGGAAAUUAUACCUUUAAAUAUAACUAUGAUAUAUUAGAAAAUGAUAAUAUGUUCAUCAAUCUAAUACCAAAUAAUAAAUAUAUAUUUACGAUAUGCUCAAAUAUAUACAAGUCUUACUAUAACAUGAUUAAAGGAAAAAACAAAAAAUCAACUAUAAAAUAUAUAACUUCAUCAUUGGGGUUAAGGACGCAUUAUAUUAAUGCACACACAAAUGAUAUACUACAAAAUAAUAUAUUGGGAUCUAUUCAACAAGGUUAUGCCUUAGUUAUACAAAAUGUGGAUAAUUUCAAUAUUGAAACCCUGUCAGUUUUAACAAAUAUUUUUAGAAUAAUACAGACAUGCUUAAAAAAAAAGGAAAAAAACAUUUACAUUUUUAAUAAAGAUAUCAUAUUUGAUCAUAGCUCCGUAAUAUUUUUCACAUACAAAUAUGGAAGAAAUAUUCCCAUAAAUUUUAAAAAUAUGUGUAAAGAAGUACUCUUAAAUAAUUAUCAAGAAAUCGAACUCCUAUAUAUAUAUAUGUACUUAAACAAUUUUACAAAUAUUCAAAGUCUUUCUAUAACACUAUGGAAUUUUAUGGAGUAUAUAAAUUUUACCUUUUUCAAUUCCAAAAAUAAUAUGUUAAUGGAUUCAAUUAAUAUAAUAAAAUUAUGUAAAAACCAAAAAGAAGAAUAUACAAAAGAUCAAAUGUUAGCUCAGCAUAUAUUUAUUUAUUAUUAUAAUAAACUGGAGAAUGCUAAUCCUAACAAAUUAAAGAGUUUAAUAAAAACAUUCUUCAAUAUAGAAAUUGAUAAAAGAUUAUUCUUUGAGGAUCAAGCUAAUCGUUUAAAGGAGGAGUUACAAAAAGAAUAUAUAUUUUUAAAAGAUGAUUUGUUUUAUAAAUAUCAAGAAGAUAUAUAUAUAUUAAAUGAAAAAUUAAAUAAUGAUUUUAUCUCAAUAUUAUACGGAAAUCCAUUCAUAGGAAAAUCAACAAUGUUAAGGAUAUAUAACACUCUAUAUAAUUAUAAACACAAAUUUAUAUAUUUAGACGCCCUAUAUGAUUCACAAAAUAAUUUGAACGAACAAUUUUUAUAUGAAAUUAUUAAAAAGAAAAAAGAUAAAUAUGAAACAUACAAUUUUAUAAUAAAAGUAAAUAGUAUUAAUUCAUAUAUAUAUCACACAUUGUCUUCAAUUAAUUUAUAUUCAUCAAAAAUUAAAAAACGUGAUGAGAAUGAUAUAAAGUGUAAAAUUAUAAUUGAGUGUAAUAACAUUUCCUGCAUGGAUCCUUAUAUGCUUAACAAAACGAAUAAAGUCUAUAUACAAGACAAUAUAAACAUUUACAAUUAUUUUAAAAACAGAAGUUAUUAUAUAUUAAAUUAUAUACUAAAUAUUAACUUGUCUGAUGAAAAAAACGUAGAAGAUAAUAAAAAUUGUAUUAAUUAUAAAAAUUAUUAUCUAGAGAGAAAAAAUAUUCUUCUUCAAAUAUACGAAGAGUUUAAAGCAUUCUACAAAAAAUUUAUGAUACCAAUUUUUGAUUAUAUAGAUAAAAAGAAAAAAAAAAAAAGACCAUACAUAUAUUCAAACAAUAAUAAUAAUAAUAAUAAUAAUAGUAGUAGUACUAUUAAUCAUUUUUAUAAAUAUAGUAAUAUAUAUAAUGAGGAUGAUGUGAAAAAAACAAAACAAAAUGGGAAUCCAAAAGACAACUCAAUAAUAUUCAAUUCAUCCAUACUACAACUUACCUUUGAUAAUAAAAUUAUCAUAAAUAAUUUCAUAGAUAUAUUUAAAAGUAAUAUAUUGUACUUUUUAAAAUAUAAAGACGAAGAAUAUGAAGAAACACAAAAAAAUAAUAAUAUAACUAAUAUAAAAGAAUUCGAUGAUAAUAAAUCAAGUUAUCAAUAUAUUUAUGAUAAUGAUCAUAAACAACAACAAUGUGAUUUAGAAAACCUAGACAAAAAUUAUAUAGAAAAUAUUUGUAUAAUACAGGCAGACCAAGAAAAUAAUAAAAAAGUAGAAUUAUAUAAUAAACAGGAAAUUUACAAAAUAGUUAUAAUUAAAGAAAACAUUCAUUCUAUAUUAAUCAGUUGUCUUAUCUUCCUUUUUAAUAAUUUCUUAAAUGAACAUGAAAAAUAUAAUUUCUUUCAUUUCCUAACAAAUUUAUGUAUACAUAAUAAGAUUAAUGUUGAUAAUAAUAUAACAAAUAAAUACUAUAAUAUACAAAAGGGAAUAUGGAUUACCAUAAGUAGUUACUUCAACAUCUCUACUACUAACCAAUUUAAUAACGAAAGCUUAAUAUUUUACGACGAAGAAAUAAAGAAAAAAAUUAAUUCAAUCAGUUUAUUAUAUCAAGGAGAAUGUAAUAUAUGUUUAAUAGGAAAGACAAAAAAUUGUAAGACUGUUAUUCUUAACGAAAUAAUUGACAAACAUAAAAAAAUUAAUCACAUAACCAUAAAUGUGUUAAAAUAUACCAAUGUUUUAAAUUAUAAAAUUUUACAUGAUAAAUUAAUCAAAAAAAAUAUUAAAAAGUAUUUUCAUCAAUCAUUGUUAUAUAUAUGUAUAGACGACAUACACAUAAAUUAUGAUAAACAAAUCAACCCUUCUAUAGAGUUUCUUCAAAAUCUUCAAAGAAAUUUAUGCUAUUUCGAAAAUAAAACCCUUGAUAUAGAAAAUAUAAGAAGCAUUAUUUCGUUACACUAUGAUCACAUAAAUGAACAUGAUUAUUAUCAAAACAUGUCAUAUUAUUAUUCCCUCAUAUUCUUAAAUACAGAUAGAAAAUCUCUACUUACAUAUUUUAAUGCAUUGAUUAAUCAUACACUCAACAAUAAAUAUGAAACAAUACAUAAUAAACUAGUUAAUUACAGCAUAGACGUAUUCUGGAAGAUACACGAAGAAAUUAAUUUUAAACAGAAAAAAGAAAACCAUUUGAUAUUUACCAAAGAAAAUAUUUUCUUGUUAUAUGAAGAUUUAUUGUAUUGUAAAACUAACUAUAUAAAUGAGCAGGAUGUCAUAACAAACUGGUGCGAGGCUUCUAAAAAUAUUAUUCUAAAUAGGAUCCUAAGAAAGGAGAAUAAAAAGCAAAUUAUGAUAUUACUCAAAGAUAUUGAAGAGAAAUACUUUACAAACAUAGAAAAGAAUAAUUCAUCAGUAUAUAUAAACUAUUUCUCAAAAGAGACUUAUGAACAUGUAGAAAGAAACACCCUUAAAGAGGAAUUUUUAAGAAGCCUUAGUAGUUAUCAUAAUUUAUAUAUGAACACAAAUGUAUUUGUUGAAUUUUAUUUCGAAACAAUCAUAGAACUUUAUAAGAAAAUAAGUAAAAAUUAUAAAACGUCUAUGAUCAUAUGUAUGAAUAAAAAGAGAGCUGUCAUUCUAUUAAGUGCUGUAGCAUAUAUAUUAAAUAUAAAUACCAUAAUAGUAAAUAAAACAAGCAUACAAGAAAAUGUACAAGAUAAAAUUAAUUAUUAUAAUAGAUUACGCUUUCAAAAAAAUCUUUUUAUUCUAAUUAAUUUUACAAAUAAAUAUUAUGAUUAUUUCUAUUCCUUAAUUUAUAAAACAUUCCCUCCUCUUCUUUUUGAAAAAAAAGAGCUCUUUCAAAUGUAUACAAAAACGGGUCUCAUAUCAAACGAGUUGAAGUGGGAAAAUAUAAAAACGAUAAUGAAAAAUAAUACUUAUGCUUGUCUUAUACAUGAAAAACGAUUCGAUUUGUACACAUCCAAUUUUCAAAUUUAUAAAAAUAUUUAUAACGACAUUCAUAUUAUACAUAUAGACAGCUGGGAUAAGGAAGAAUAUAUUAAUUACUGCAAUCUGUUUUUAAAAAAUAUACACGACAAUCAUUUUAUAGAUAAUAUAUUAAACACUUUUAAAAAAAAAGUAAUACUCAACACAUUAGAAGACGAUAGUGAACACAACACAAAACCAAUAUCUAUAAAAAAAAAAGAUAAUAAGGAAAAAAACAAAACGAUUUUUAUUAAUUCGGUUGAUUAUAUCAAAAAUAAAAACGAAGAAAAUGAAACAAAUGAAAAAAAAAAAAAAAACAACAAUGAAAAUAAACAAAAUAAAGAUAAUAUAGAUGAGAAGAAUAAAAAUAACCAAACAGAAAAAAUAAAAGAUCCAAAAUUAAAUCUACAAAAUGAAGAAAAUAAUAAUAAUAAUAAUACACAAGAUAAUGUACACAAUAAUAUUAUUAUUAAUAAUAAUAAUAUUAAUAAUUAUGAUGAACAUAUAAAACAAAACAAUCAUUAUAAUUUAUAUCCUACAAAUAAAAAAACACAUAAUGAACAAAAUAAAAAUAGUCAAGGAAAAGGGGAAGAAACACAAAACAUUAAUCAAAAUGAAAACAAAAACAAAAUUAAAAAUAGUACAAACAAAAAAAAAAAAAAGAAAAAUCAAACACAGAAAAUAUUUUCUCAAAAUAAAAAUGUAAAACAAGAAAAUGUACCAAUUCCUCAAAAUCAUAAUACCCAUGGAAUACAACAUAAGCGAAUUCAUGAUACACUUAAUAGUAAGGAGAAGAAAGAAAAAAAAAACAAACAAAAAAUUAUAAAUACAAAUAAUAAUGAUAAAAAUGAACCAGCUGAUACAAACAUUAAAGAUAAUUCAAAUAAUACAAUAAAAAAUGUAAAACUUAAUACAAUACAAAAAAAAAACCAUACCAAACAAAGUAUCAAAAAUAUAAAAAAAGAAAGUAAUACCAUACAAGAACAAAAUAAAAAAAUAAAGAAAACUCAAAUGAAAGAAAACAUGAACACAAAUGAACAAAAUGUAAAGCAUACUAAACAAAAAAUAGGUAAUCAAAAUAAUAAGUCAAAAGCAAAAGAAAAAGAAAAAACAAACAAAAUAACCAAUAUAAAAAAAGCUAAUAAAAAUGAUAAGUAUAAUAUAAUCAUGUCAUCUAGCCAUGAUGAAGAUAAUACAAAACAAGAACUACAAAAGCAUGAUCAAAUUAUAAAUCAAGAAUUAGAAUGUAACCAAAAAAAUGUUCAACAACCAACUUGUGAAGUACAAAAUAAAUUACAUAAUGUAGAUAAUGAACAGGAUAAAAAACAAGCUCCAUUAAAUAAAAUAAAUGAACAAAAUGAAAUAGCGAAUAACCAAGAUAUAAUAGAAAAUAUGGACAAUUCAAAGAAUAUAAAUGAAGCCAAACUUUUGAAUAAUAAAACAAUGAACCUACAAAAUGGUGAUCAUAAUAAAAUCAAACAUAUAACAGGUACUGAAGAGUGCAAAAAAAUGGAAAAAAGUAAUAAUAAUAAUAAUGAUGAUCACAAUAAUGAUCACAAUAAUGAUCACAAUAAUGAUCACAAUAAUGAUCACAAUAAUGAUCAUAAUAAUGAUCAUGGUAAUAAUUGUAAUAGUAUCCAUCAUAUACAUAAUAAUGACAAAUUAUUGAACCAAAGCAACAAUUAUAUUAAGGACAAACAACAUAAAAACACAACUUUUUAUAUGAUCGAAAAACAAAAGGAUAAUAUUAUUAAUACAUGCAUUCAAGUGUAUUAUCAUAUGAAAACCUUUAUUCAUAGGAAUAAAAAAACUAACUGUAUAAGAAUAAACAAAUGUAAUUUUAUAGACACUUUAAUUAUGUUCUACAUUUUAUUAAAAAACAAAUUAAAUUAUAAAAACAAACAAUUAUAUAUGUUUAAAAUGGGACUAAAAAAAAUUGAAGAUAUCUUCCAAAAUUAUAAUAAUAUAAAAAGAGAAAUCGAAAAUAUUACUUCAUCCAUAUUACAAAUGAAUAAGAGUAUAAAGUUAUUAAAUGAAGAUAUUGAGAAAAAUUCCUUAAAUCAUAUUCAAUUAGAAGAAACAUUAAAUUCAAAUAAAAAAAUAUUAAAUAAAAUUACAAAUGAUAUAGAUGAAAUGAUGGAAAAAAAAAAUGAAUCUGAAAAAUUAAUUGAAGAAGAAUGUAUUAAUAUAAUUUUUAAAAUACAGAAUGUCGAAAAUAAUGAUAUCAAAAAUAUAUUAAAAAAUAAUUAUCCUGAUAUUAUACAUAUUCAUAUAUGUACUAUGAUAAAUACACUUAUACGGAAUUCAUUUCUAAACGACAAUAAUGAUAAUUGGAAUUAUUUUAAAAAUUUAUUAUCAAAAGAUAAUUUUUCAAAAAUAUUUUUUAAUUUUAAAAAAGAAAAUGUAACAGAUAAGCAAAUAAAAAGAAUCAAAGAAUACAUGAACAAAGAUGAAGUGGUUUAUAAUACAAAAAGGAUCUAUGAAAUGAAUAAUAUUUUUACAUAUCUUUUUGAAUGGAUUGUUUUCAUAAUAAAAUAUAAAGAACAUCAUAAAGAUAUGUCUAAUAUAAAUAAUAUUAUAUCAUCAAAUAAAAUAAAAAAAGAAAAAUAUGAUAUAGAAAAUAAUAUUUUAUUAGAACAAAUUAUAUCAAAUAAAACAUCUAUAGUUAAUAAUAAAAAUCAAGUAAAUAAUAAAACAGAAAUAAUAGAUAACCUAAAUAAAAAAUUACAUAUUAUUAAUAAAGCAUAUUUACCAUAUCUAGAAAUUAAACCUUUCCUACAAAAAAUACAAAAAAAAUAUAUAUAUAUUAUAAAUAAAAUUAUUAAUAAUUAUAAAUAUAUCAUUUCAGAAAUUUUACUCUAUUCAUUCUUUCUAAAUUAUUCUUCAUCUUUUAAUUAUAAAUAUAGAUCCUAUUUAAUAAAUUUAUGGAUAUCUAUAAUCAAAAAUAAUUAUAUUAUAAUCAAAGAUAAUAUAAAUAUACAACAAAUAUAUACAGCUGAUACUAUCAUUUCAUUAUUUCUAUCAAAUAAUUUCCCAAGACAUAUAUUCUACGUUCAAAAUGCACUAAUAUCAUUUAAUCAUUUUAGAUGGCCUCUACUAGUAGAUAUACAAAAUAUUGGCUUACAAUGGUUAAAAAAAAGUUUUACUAAUAAUCUAGUAAUACAUAACUUUGAUGAUAAUAUAACCAAACAUCUAGACAUGUGUAUAAUAUAUGGAAAAAUACUUAUCAUACAAUAUUUCAAUUUCCAAAAUUUAUAUAUAUAUGAUAAAAAAUAUAAUCAAUCAUUUAAUACUAAUAAUCAUUCAUUACAUGAACAUUUUAAAAAUAUACCAAAAAACAAUUUAUUUAAAAAUAAAAAAAUUAUUAAAAAUAAGAAUAUUCAAAUUAAUUCAAACUAUUCAAUAAUAGAACCAUUAAUAGAACGAAACAUAUAUCUCUCAAACGGAAAAUAUUACAUAAAUAUAGGAAAGAAAAAACUUGAAUACAAUAGGGAAUUUAAAUUAUUCCUUGUAAGCGAUACGAACGACCGAUAUUUCCAAGAUAUAGAAGACUACGUUAAUGUAAUUAAUUUUAAAAUCGAUAAAAAUCUAAUCAUAAAUAAAAUUACUAACAUUAUCCUUAAACAUGAGGAAGAAAGAAAGGUUCUAAAUUUUAACACAAAAAUUAAAAACUAUUAUGAAACUAAACAAACAUUAAAAUUUUUAGACGAUGGAAUGAUAAUAGAAUUAUGUUCAUUUAAUAAUGUUGCAAGUACAAAUAACAAUAUCAACACAAUCAACCAUAACAAUAAUAAUGAUAACAAUAUAGAUAAUAAUAAUAAUAACAUAAAUAAUAAUAAUAAUAAUAAUAAUAAUAAUAAUAAUAAAAAUCUUAUUAAUGCCAUAAAUAAUAAUGCUCUUAAAAAAAUCGAAAUAAAAAAAUUAUUAAAAGAAUAUCAACAAGAAAUUAUCAAAAUAAAUGAUUCAUCUAAAAAUAUUAAAUAUCUAGGUUAUAGAUUUCAUACUAUAUAUAAAAUAUUAUUAUUAUUAUCACAACUCAAAUCUAUCUAUUAUUUUAAUUUUAAUUAUUUAUUAAAUAUAUUAAAUAAUCUAAUUAAAAAUAUUAAUAAGAAAAUGAUAAUAUGUAAUUUUAAUCAACUAAUCAAAAAAUUUACUCAUAACUGUUUUCUAUUCAUAUUAAAUUCAAUAAACAAAAAAGACACACUAUUCUUUUUAUUUAUCUUUUAUACAUCAUUAAUAUUUGAACAACAAAAAUUAAAUUCUACACAACAACAACAACAACAACAAAAUAAUAAUGUCAAAUCUAUUAAAAUAGAAAAAUAUACAUAUUAUUCUUUAUUCAUAAAAAUCAACAAUUUAUACAAUAUAAAUAUAAAUACGUUAAAUAAAAUUGAAUGGUUAAAUAUAAAAAAAAAAAGACAACUUAUAUUUAUACAAAAGGAAUAUAGCAACCUUCAAAUAUUAAUAAAUGAUAUACAAAAUAAUACUAUUGAAUAUUUUAAUUGGUAUAAACAAACAAAACCAGAAGAAAAUCUUUUCUUCCUUAAAAAAAUACAAUUAAAUACAUUAGAAAUUAUAUUAUUUAUUUAUAUUAUGCGCAAGGAUAGAUUAUUUUAUUAUAUAUAUUCACAAUUAAAAAAUUAUCUAGACUUAACGGAAACAUUGAACUUUUCUCUCCCAAGCGAUCUAAAUUAUAUAGAUGCAAAAACGUUUCUAUAUAUUACAGAACCAAACCAUUCUUAUGAUUAUAUAUUAUCAAAAUGUAACAUUAAUAAAAAUAAAAAUAAUUAUAGUUAUGCUAUAAAUCAUACCAAUAAUAAAAACAAUACUACUACCAGUAAUAAUAAUAUUACUACUACUACAACUAAUAGUAGUAAUAUUCAUAAUAAUAGUAGCUCUUUAAAAAUUCUUAGUGUUGGAAACAAUCUUAAUAAUGAUAUUCAAAUAUCCAUUGAAACUUCUUUACAAAACGGAAAAAAAUUAUUAUUAGAAAAUUUCCAUUUAAUUAAUUUUAAUAUAGAUAAAUUUUACGAAAUAUAUAAUAACAAAAAAAUUCAUUCAAAUUUUCAAUUAAUCUUAACAGCAGAAAAAUAUUUAUCUUUAUCCAUAAUUAAAAAAGCUAUUAAAAUUUAUGCACAUAAAGAACAAUUUUUGAAAACAUUGAUCUUAGACUUUUUUAUUUAUGUACACAAUAUAUACAAACAAAAAUUAAAAAAUAAUUUUAUAAACUCUUUCCUAUUUUCAUUAUCAUUUUUUCACACCAUAUUAAUAUGUAGAUGCAAUUACAAUAACUUCGGAUUCGAUCAUUUUUAUUAUUUUGAUAAUAAAGAUUUUGAAACAACAUUUGAUUCUUUAAUAUAUUAUUUUAAUUUAAUUCAACAGAAAAAUGUUUUAACCCAUCUCUCCGAUGCACAUCAGAUGGAUUCCCAAUAUUUUAAUCAAACAUCUAUAACGGAGCAACAUGAAACGAAGGAGGUUAAUAUAAACUGGCAAUUCGUAAAAGAUAUUAUCCUAAACGUAUAUUCAAGUAAAGUCGAGCACACCGACAGAAAUAUUAUAAAAAGCUAUAUCAACGAAUACUUUAAUGAAUAUUCAUUUAAUGAGAAAAACGAGUUUAUUUUUUCGGUUGAUGAAUCAUAUAAAUAUAAAUUUUUACUAAACCGUUCUAUCAAAGAAUAUAUCAAUUUAAUUAAGAGUUACCCCUUUUUCAAUAGUUGCAAAACAUAUGGAAUGAAGAUUGAAGCGGAUAAGAAGAAAGAAGAAGAACAAAAUAAAAAUCUCCUCAACAAUUUAAACAAAAUAUGUCAAGAUGAAAUUUUAAUAUACGAGAAAGAGAAUAAUGACAAAGAUAUUUUCUUUAACCUUGACAGUGACUAUUACUCAAGCUCCUUUCUAAAUUCUGAUAGUACAGAUGUUCUUAAAAUAAAAGAGCUUAAUGUAAAUGAAAAUGACCCAGUCAUAACAAAAAUAAAUAGUACAGAAACAAAUGAAUAUAUUAUAAAUAAUGAGAACAUACAUUUUGUAAAUAUUAAUAAAGACAAUAGUGAUAUUAAAACAUUUACAAAAAUGUUUAAACGUUCUUAUACAAAUAAUAUAAAUGAAAUUAAUUAUAUAAAUAAUAUAAAUAAUAAUAUAUAUAAUAAUUAUUAUUAUUAUGAUGACCUAAUUUAUGAACACAAUUUAUUAAAUAUGGACUUUAUGAAAAAUAUAAAAAAGAUGAAUGAAUUUUAUGAAUUACUCAAAAAACUUAAAUUAUUGUUUAAAGAUAACCUUAACAUAAAUUCAGAAUGGCAUAAAAAUAAUAUGACAACAAUACAAUUGUGUUGUAAAAAAGAAACUAAAAUGUUUAAAGAAAUUACAAAUAAUCUGUAUUUCGAUGUAAUACAAAUAGAACAACAACUAAAUAAAAAUAAGAAAAAGUUAGAUAUUCAUACAAAAAUAAUUAUGAUCUUUCUAUCAUUAAAUAAAAUACCACCAAAAUGGUCUAUGUAUUUUAAUAAAAAAAUCAAAUAUGUAAAUAAUUUUAUAACCUACUUUGAAAAUAUAAAAGAACAAUUAUAUUUCUGGAAUAUUACAGGGGAACUCAAAUUUUAUAAUAUACAAUAUCUAUUUUAUCCUACUCAAUUUUUUAAAGCUCUAUUAAUUAAAUAUAGUUUUAUAUAUCAAAAAAAAAUUAAAGACUGUAUUCUUAUAUGCAAAACUAAUAAUGAUUCUGACAUAAAUAAAAAGGAAAAUGUACAUACACAAAAAAAUAUUUACUAUAGUAGUGAUGAAGAUAUAGAAUUUGUUUCAAACCAAAUCAAUUAUUCAAAUUAUGUUCAUUAUGAUAUGCACAUAUAUACUGAUAUAGAUAUUGUCGGCAUAUAUACCUUGAACAACAAUUUUGAUUGUUUUGGAAUGAAGUCUAAAAAUAACAAGAAAUACGAUCAACUUCCCAUAGUAACAUUAAGUGUUAUUGAGAAGAAGGAAAAAAAUAUAUUAAAAGAUAAAAAAAUACCUCUUUAUCAAAACAAAUAUAAUAAAAAAUUAAACAAAAACAAAAAUAAUAAGUUUAUAACAUAUUUGUAUUUUAAAUCCGACAAACACAAGUCAUUCAUAUAUAUAAAUAAAAUCUACUUAUUUAUAUAUGACUAA